Molecule: messenger RNA, 1671 nt
Organism: Mitosporidium daphniae
Lineage: Eukaryota; Fungi; Microsporidia
Product: putative chromatin remodeling complex subunit protein
Exons: 4
Coding region: 1-1671 (556 amino acids)
Biological process (GO): regulation of DNA-templated transcription
Cellular component (GO): cytoplasm; Ino80 complex
Source: RefSeq, a predicted model, not a curated record
AUGCUUCGUCUGAUGCAGCUUAAAUAUCCGUAUUUCCCCACAAAAAUGUCACUAUCACAUGCAGAGGCGAGCGUAAGAAACUUUUGUUAUGUUUCUGAACAUUAUACUUCCGAAUUACGAUCUUUUAGGGACUCUGCCUCUUUUUUGAACGACAAAGAUUGUGUCAUACAAUACCCAAUUCCGGAAAGUUCUUAUUCCUCGGUACCUGACGAAGAUCAGAGUAAGCUCUUGGAAGAACGGAAAAAGGCCUUUUCGGAAAAGAUGAAGCUGCAUUCGGAAAAAAGAAAGCAAGAGAAAAUCGUAGCAUUGAAAUCAGAUCUCGUUGGAUUGCGCGAAAUGCAAGCCACUAGGGCAGAGUAUGAAACCGAAGAUGACUAUCUUGAAAUGCUGAAAGAUUACGGAUACUCUUCCAUUUCGGACCUGGAGCAGGUAAUCCUUGAUUUUGAAACGCGUCUUGAUAAACUUGUUUAUGGAAAAGAUUCUUCCCAAAAAGAGACUGUAAAAUAUGAUUACUCUAUUCUUGAAAUACCGGAUGCAGACCUCUCAGAAGAAAAAAUAAAAGAAAAGCGCAAGCUUAGGCUUCUUAAGGCUGGCUUUGAUGCUCGAGAGAGAGCAAGGCUAGAGAAAGAGGAUGAAGACCGUGCAAAGGAAAAAGAAGAGCUUAAAGAAAAUAUGAGAAGGGAGGCAGAUCCGGAAAAAUGGAUCGCUGAAAAAAGAGCCUUAAGAUCGCAGCUAAAAUCAAAGCUAAAGCAGCUAAAACAGGAGAGGGAUGGCCUUUCUGAUCGAAAAAGCAGUUCUUCCAUCCGAAGAAUAAAAUCCCUCUCUACGCUUGUCAAUGGCAGACCCUCUUCGUCAGAUUUCAAUGACGAAAAUGCAUCGUUGAAGAAAAAAAGGAAAGCAGGACAGGACACUCGUAAAGAUAAAUCGCCAAUGGAUGAUGAUCCAAUGUUCGGGGAUAAUGAAUCGGAUUGGUCAAUAUACAGGGAGCUAAAUAAAGCACCCGGGACUUCAGAUGAUUCGUUUGAAGAUUUGGAAAGGCUCGAAAAUGAAAUUGACCGCAUUGAUGAGCUUUUAUCGCAUCAUGAUCCCAACUUUUGGAAUCUUGAACAGGAAGAAAAAAAAGCCUCUUUCAUUGACCACUUUACAUAUGGAAUAGAAGAGGCUUCAGAGCGAGAGGGCGACUCCAAUGAUACUCAAAACCGGCUAUCAAGCCUUCCCUAUCAGCUCCAUAUUAAUAUUGAAAGAAUUAGGGUGCCCGAAAUUCUCUUUCAGCCAUCAAUUAUCGGCCUUGGCUCAAUGGGGAUCGUUGAGACUUUGAAUGAAACAUUUGCACAUAUAUCGAAAGAGCAUGAUAUUACAAAGAGAGAGGAGGUAUUCCUGACAGGCGGUAAUGUCGCAUUCCCAGGCUUUCCGAAAAGAUUAUUCAACGGACUCAGAUCGAUGAGACCAUCAAGUAGCAUUCUGAACAUUUUAUCUCCGCAAUUCAAAGAGCCCUCUUUGGACGAUAUUAGUGCCUCAAAUACCCUCUUUAAUAGUCCAUGGAGAGGCGCCGCAAAGUGGGCAUCCAAGUCACAUGGUUCCGUUGACUCUUGGAUCAGUCGGGCAGAAUAUGAAGAAGAGGGAAUCGAAAGAUGCAUUUCUCGCUUCAGAUCGGCUUUUUUUAUUCAUUAA